Molecule: messenger RNA, 889 nt
Organism: Trichomycterus rosablanca
Lineage: Eukaryota; Metazoa; Chordata; Actinopteri; Siluriformes; Trichomycteridae
Product: transmembrane and death domain protein 1-like
Exons: 5
Coding region: 11-817 (268 amino acids)
Source: RefSeq, a predicted model, not a curated record
AGGUUUUGAUAUGAUGCAAAUCUCUGUACUUUUCCUAAUUUCUUUCUUCCUCAACCCCAGUCUCAGUGAAGAUGCAGUGGACGAGAACAUGGGGACACAUCAGCUAAUGCGACUGGUGGAUCUGCUGACAGUGCAUGAGUGUGAAGAGCUUCUCUUGACCCUGUCUCACCCAGAGGAGAACAUUUUUAACCAGCUUGACCGCCUGUCUGAGGAGAAGAACGUACUGAGACUGCCUUCCCGCAGACAGAGGGAUCUAGAUAAAGACUUCCACUGCCGUCCAGCUCUGAUAGACUGGCUCCAAAGUUUUGGCAAGCAGACCUACCUCAACAGACUGUCUCGUGCUCUGCAACAGAUCAGAAGGACUGACAUUGCCAUAGAGGUGGGAAAGAACAUUAACCAGGACAAGGCUCUGAGCAUGCAGCGGUAUGUUGAGGAAUAUCAUGAGCGAAUAAACAAAAUGCAGUCUAAUCUCCCACAAACCCAAGCUGAGGCAGAGCAUCACGAAGAAAUGCCAUGUUGUUCUGAAAAACAAGAAAGAAGCCUGACUUUGGAGGAUCUGGAUUUAGUAGUGAAAAGGAAUCCAGUGCCACCCUAUCAGCAUUGCAUGCUGGAUGCCGCAAAGCCUUUGAUCUAUGGGCUAAUUCUUGGAUUUGGUAGUGCGCUGCUUGUAGGCAUGUCUUUACUGGUUAUUGUACCACAUCUAUACCUUUGUGGCUUUUCCCGUAAAUUCAACUUUAAAUCCCAGCACCAACUGCAAAACAUACAAUGCUAUUCCUCCACCUUAUCAGAAAGGAUUCUGUUGAAACAGGAGCAUUAAAAAGCAGAUCUUUUUUUUUUUUUUUUUUUAAUGAUGAAUGCAACCUAAUUGUAUUAAAAUAUAGUAAUGCUG